AUAUGGAUACAUCUGACAGAGUAUGCAAAUCCAAAUCCCAGUGACUACCACCACCACUACUACUUCACUGUCUUUUGCUUUUCUCCUACAUUCUUUUUGGCCGUCUGUUUUUAUGAACUUGUCUUUACAUAUCUCUAUAGUGUAAUUGAUUAAUCAAAAACCCAUAAGAUUCUUGAUAGUUUGACAGGUAAUUACUACACAUUUCUACCAACCACAUUGUUCAUCAGCCAUCAGCUUUUAUAAAAACCCUCAAGUACCAAUUCCGGAACAAAACAUGGGUUCAAGUAGUACUCUAAAACUCUUUUUGUUUCUCUCUUUACUGAACUCACUUGUCAUCAACUCAUCUGCAUCUCAUCCCCUUCACUUCAAUCACUACAGAAACACUUGUCCCAACGUCGAGUCCCUUGUACGAAAUGCCGUCUCGCAGAAAUUCCAGCAAACUUUCGUCACCGCCCCUGCCACCCUUCGCCUCUUCUUCCAUGAUUGUUUCGUUAGGGGUUGUGAUGCUUCAGUUUUACUCAGCUCGCCGAGUAACAGCGCGGAGAAGGAUCAUCCAGACGAUAUAUCGCUAGCCGGAGACGGGUUUGAUACAGUUAGCAAAGCAAAAGCUGCCGUUGACAGUGAUCCAAAGUGUAAGAAUAAGGUCUCUUGCGCUGAUAUUUUAGCCUUGGCUGCUAGAGAUGUUAUAGCCUUGACGGGUGGACCAUCAUUCCCUGUUGAAUUGGGCAGGCUGGACGGCAAAAUCUCCACCAAAAAGAGUGUUCAACACCGUUUACCGGAACCGACCCACGGUUUAGACCGUCUCAAUGCCCUUUUUGCUUCUCAUGGACUUACAGAGAUGGAUAUGGUUGCACUAUCAGGAGCACAUACAAUUGGGUUCUCUCACUGUGAAAAGUUCGCAAAACGGAUACAUUAUUACAGUCCGAACCAACGGGUCGACCCGACGCUAAACCAGGUAUAUGCGAAGCAAUUACAACAAGAUUGUCCACAAAAUGUGGAUCCAAGAAUAGCCGUUAGUAUGGAUCCGACUACACCAUUUACAUUUGACAAUGUGUAUUUUAAGAACCUUCAACGAGGCCUGGGUCUAUUCACUUCGGAUCAAGUCCUGUUUUCGGAUUUCAGAUCAAGAAAUCUUGUGAAUAUUUUCGCCGAGAACAAUACCAUGUUUGAACUGGCUUUUGUUACUGCCAUUACCAAACUUGGGAGAGUUGGUGUUAUCACUUCUAGUCACCGCGGAGAAAUUCGACGUGAUUGUUCUUUUGUGAAUUAGAAUAAGAGAGAUUUUCAUUUGAAGUAAUCAGUGUUAGAUUUUGGUUUCUUUAUGUUGAGCUCAAACAGACUUGAUGGAUGGUCUUGAACUUAAUAACAUUCAAGAAGAAAUUAUAGCAUUUGUCAACGUAUAUAAGAGUAAUUUUGAUAAAUCCAAUUCAAUUGACCAACUUUGAAA
This is a messenger RNA of Papaver somniferum (opium poppy), 1447 nucleotides long. Its product is annotated as peroxidase 16-like. The record is from RefSeq and is a predicted model, not a curated record. Bases 275 to 1270 code for a protein of 331 amino acids. The transcript is spliced from 4 exons. Gene Ontology annotation, molecular function: heme binding; peroxidase activity. Gene Ontology annotation, biological process: hydrogen peroxide catabolic process; response to oxidative stress. Lineage: Eukaryota; Viridiplantae; Streptophyta; Magnoliopsida; Ranunculales; Papaveraceae.